AUGUUCCAGGGAAGCUGGAUGAUUGGAGCCGCCCUGUUACUGCUGCUGCACAACCCACGAGAAACAAAGAAGGCAGCGGCCGUCCAGGAGGAAUCCAGCCAUAAUGGAGAUCGUUGGGUGUGCGAGUACGGAGUACGGAUAGAUGAAUACCUGUUGCACCGUCUCCGUACACCUACAUACUCCGGAUGUGCAUGCUGGUUCCGUACUGCUCGUGUUAAGAUACUACCACCCUUGCUUGGAGGACGGGCAAAUAUAGCGAAUAGAGCCAGCCACCAGUUGUUAUCGGCUGAGGACGGUCAGGAGUCGAGGCUUAACUAUGAUCGUUGGCCCUUUGGUUCUCAUUCGGGUUCAGAUAAGUCCUCUCAAGGCGAGAAAUGGCUUAUUUUAACUCUUUCGAGAGGCUUGUUCAUUACAUGGAAGUACGGAGUAAAUGGGGGUGUUACCAAAUAUGCGGUGGACUUUGGACUCAAUUUAGCCUUCCUGGAGAGUAGGCUGUUUGAUAACUCGCUCCCCGUGCCUACUCUGACAUCCACCAACGUAUCAGACUUCAACCGCCGCCGCAGAACACCCUGA
Messenger RNA from Microsporum canis CBS 113480, 573 nucleotides. RefSeq lists its product as uncharacterized. The transcript has 3 exons. The coding region runs from base 1 to 573 and encodes 190 amino acids. Lineage: Eukaryota; Fungi; Ascomycota; Eurotiomycetes; Onygenales; Arthrodermataceae. The record is from RefSeq and is a predicted model, not a curated record.